Messenger RNA from Austrofundulus limnaeus, 3118 nucleotides. RefSeq names its product tumor protein p73 (gene tp73). The transcript is spliced from 14 exons. Gene Ontology annotation, molecular function: DNA-binding transcription factor activity, RNA polymerase II-specific; protein binding; RNA polymerase II cis-regulatory region sequence-specific DNA binding. The record is from RefSeq and is a predicted model, not a curated record. Bases 127 to 2214 code for a protein of 695 amino acids. NCBI's taxonomy places the organism in Eukaryota, Metazoa, Chordata, Actinopteri, Cyprinodontiformes, Rivulidae. Gene Ontology annotation, cellular component: nucleus. Gene Ontology annotation, biological process: protein tetramerization; apoptotic process; regulation of transcription by RNA polymerase II.
AAGAAAAAAAAUAAAGACGAAGCGAGGACAGAAUGAUCAGCAAUUACUGAUGACUUCUUUCGUGCACAAAUUGCAAUUUCCAAAACUUUCUUUCACAUUUUAGGAGACAUUUAGGAAUCAGACAGCAUGAAAGACUGGCACUACAUACCCACUCAAAGAGUGACCUGCCCCUCACCAGACUGCCCGUCCUUUAAGAUGUCCCAGUCCACUGUUGCAGAAGAAGGAGGCACUUUAGAGCAUCUGUGGAGCUCCCUGGAGCCAGACAGCACCUAUUUCGAGCUCCCUCCAAACAGCCAGCGCGGUGAUCAUUCAGUGCCCUCGACGAGCACCCCGGGGAACCACCGCAACUGUGCCGAGGUCUACAUGGACGUCUUUCACAUGAGAGACAUGAACGACAACGUGAUGUCCCAGUACAACUUGCUGAGCAGCAGCAUGGACAGCCUGGGGAGCCGCGCGACGUCCGCCAGCCCCUACAGCUCCGAGAACACCUCUUCGUCGGCCGUGCCCACCCCCUCGCCUUACUCCCAGCCCAACUCCACUUUUGAGGGCCUGUCUCCCGCACCRGCCAUCCCCUCCAACACCGACUACCCUGGGCCUCACGCCUUCCAGGUGUCCUUCCAGCAGUCCAGCACCGCCAAAUCAGCCACAUGGACUUAUUCUCCUUUGCUGAAGAAGCUUUACUGUCAGAUUGCCAAAACCUGCCCGAUCCAGAUCAAGCUGUCCUCCUCUCCGCCUCAUGGCAGCAUCAUCAGAGCCAUGCCGGUUUACAAAAAGGCAGAGCACGUCACAGAGGUGGUCAAACGGUGCCCCAAUCAUGAGCUUGGGCGGGACUUUAAUGAUGGUCAAACAGCUCCAGCCAGUCACCUGAUCAGAGUCGAGGGGAACAACCUGAAUCAGUAUGUGGACGAUCCUGUCACUGGCAGGCAGAGUGUCAUUGUGCCCUAUGAGGCUCCACAGGUUGGAACUGAGUUCACCACCAUCCUUUACAAUUUUAUGUGCAACAGCAGCUGUGUGGGAGGCAUGAACAGGAGACCCAUCCUCAUCAUCAUUACUCUGGAAACCAGAGAUGGCCAAGUGUUGGGCAGACGGUCAUUUGAGGGUCGGAUAUGUGCGUGUCCUGGUCGAGACCGCAAAGCUGACGAGGAUCAUUUCAGGGAACAGCAGGCUCUGAACGAAUGCGUGUCCAAAAACGGCAGUGCCAACAAGCGCAACUUCAAACAGAGUCCACCAAGUAUUCCCACUCCGAAUAUUAACAUAAGGAAGAGACGGCAUGGAGAAGAAGAGAUUUAUUAUAUUCCUGUCCGUGGUCGGGAAAACUUUGAGCUGCUGAUGAAGAUUAAAGACAGCUUGGAGUUGGUGGAACUGGUGCCUCAGCCUCUGGUGGACUCUUACAGACAACAAACACAGCAACAGCUUCUGCAGAGACCGAGUCAUAUAUCAUCUCCUUCCUCCUAUUCCCCCCUGUCCAACAUGAACAAGAUGCAUCCGCACUCACACAGCAGCCUCGGCAAGCCCCAGCCAGUCAACCAGAUGGUGGGGCAGCAGCCCCAGCAACAUCCCAACGCCAACCCCUCCCUCGCUCAUAUGGGUUCAAACAUGCUCAACAGCAACCACAUGCAGGGUAACGGUGACAUGAACAGUGGCCACAGCAGUCAGAAUUUAGUGUCUGCUUCCCACUGCAGCUCGCCACCUUAUAACCCUGACCCCAGCCUUGUCAGUUUUCUCACCAGUCUGGGCUGUCAGAACUUCAUUGAGUACUUCGCCUCWCAAGGCCUCCAGUCUGUCUACCAUCUCCAAACUCUCUCCAUGGAGGAUUUAGGUGCCCUGAAGAUACCGGAGCAGACCCGUAUUGCCAUCUGGCGAGGUCUGCAGGACAUGAAACAAGGCGCCCCCCUCCAGCUUCCCAACUCCUCUCACCACCACGAGUAUCACGGCCAGCAGCUGCUCCGCUCCGGYGGCAACAUGGCCGCCUCCGCCAUGGCGGCCAUCGGGGCCGCGGGCGGGGAACUGCAGCGUCAGCGGGUCAUGGAGGCCGUGCACUUCCGUGUCCGCCACACCAUCACCAUCCCCAACAGGCCUGGUGUUGUCGGGACCUCUGGGAUGGCAGCGGCUGCCGACGAGUGGGCUGACUUUGGUUUCGACAUGCCUGAUUGCAAAGUGUCGCAUAGCAAGCAUUCCAUCAAGGAGGAGUUCAUGGAGAGCGAUGUUCACUGAGAGCAAAAACAUUCAUCUGACCGCCUUUUUUUUUAAAUGUCAGCAUCAUAGCACUAGUUUCUAAAAUCUUUCAUGGUGAUUGUUGAUCAUGUUUUUAUGAUCAGCUCAGUGAUUUUUCCAGAGAAUCGGCUUCCACUUUGAAAUACUUUGUUUUUCCUUUGACUGUUGUAAAUUACACCUGGAAACAAUUAGGCAGAAACAUCUCUGAUAAUAAUUUAUGCCAUUUGAACAAAACUUACGGAAAAACUGAUAAGUGCAGAAAAAUGUUGACAGGAAACUCUGUGAACUAGUAUGAAACAGUAGUAAUAUUUUCAUGAUAAUAUUCAUAAUGUAUACAAAUGCCUAGUUUGGGUUUAAUUUUUGGAUAAAAAAAACAUGUUCUCAGUUAACUUAUUUAUUUAUCCAUUUUUCUGUACUUGUACAAAUGUAUAUAUUGUAUCUUGUAAAUGUUUUGGACUAGAUGUGUUUGAAAAUGAGUAUUUAGGUUGUGUCCUUAAUGCAAAACUCCUGUUUGAACCAAAUGUUUUUACUGAUAAAGUUCGGCAUGUUUUUAUCAUUGUAUGGUUAAACUUAGUUUUAUGUGCUUCAGCAUUAUUAGUACGUCAGGAAUUUGGUAUUACUUCUACUUUUUAUAAGUUUUAGAAAGUAUGGUAUUCUUUUUUGUACAGUAACACAAAAAAAAUGAACAGUAUUAAAAUGUAAAAGCAAGGAUUUUCUUAAGAAGUCAAUGAUAAUUUAACAUUAACAGUUAUGUUUGUCCAGAAACAUUUCCUGAAAAUUUGAAGCCCUUGCAGGGCAAGGUCCUCAUGUGUUGAUUAGAGCUGCAAUACCGUGCAAAAGUUUCAGGUCAUCUAUAAUUUCUUUGUAUUUGCUUCCGAAGAGUAAAGAUUCUUUGUGAUGUAAA